Molecule: messenger RNA, 2074 nt
Organism: Armigeres subalbatus
Lineage: Eukaryota; Metazoa; Arthropoda; Insecta; Diptera; Culicidae
Product: cyclin-dependent kinase-like 1
Exons: 7
Coding region: 420-1745 (441 amino acids)
Biological process (GO): protein phosphorylation
Cellular component (GO): nucleus
Molecular function (GO): ATP binding; protein serine/threonine kinase activity
Source: RefSeq, a predicted model, not a curated record
UAUAGCAUCGUUGUCGAUUUUCGCACUAGGCCUACUAUGUCGUCUAAUUUAGCAAAACUUAAACUUGAAUCCAGCGUUCAUCAAGGAAUUGAAAAGUUCUGCAACAUUGUUCAUAAAUUUGAGCACGAUCUGCAGGCUGUGUAUGAUAGCAGAGCGUGUUUCUAAACAGUGACUUACAAUGGAUAUGCGUUUGUAGUUCCACGGUGUUUACGUGUCACGAUAUCGAUUUUCAAUUGGUCAUAAAUUACUAUGAAAAGUCUAAUUUAGUUCGUGAAAAAGUGUAGAUUCGAUUUUGUUAUGAGCGAUACGCAGCAUUCUAAUAAGAGAAUGCUGUAUAAUAGACUAGAAUGAUCGGAAGUGAUUUGAGUUAACAGUAGUGAAAUUCGUGCAAGUGAGGGCAAACAAAAUCAAGCAUCUACAUGCUAAACGUGAAAAGAUUAAAUCCUCCGCAGAACUGUUCCCCCGUAGCCACAAAAACUGAUAAACUGCGGAGCCAACCAUCGAUCGAAGCCAAAACCAUAGUGGCAGGCUGUAUGGACAAAUGGUUUGGAGAAAAACGGCUGUGGUUGUUUGGUAACCAUUUACCAUUGCUACCUCGAAGUAAUCUUCCUUUCAGAUGGACCUCUGGGGACUCGAGCGCUGGAAGUGCCCUGAAAGCAUUAGCAGAAAGAUCACGUGGAAGCAGCAGAAUGGAUCGAUACGAAAAACUUAGCCGACUGGGCGAAGGUUCUUACGGAGUUGUCUACAAGUGCCGCGACCGAGACACCGGUUCACUAGUUGCAGUAAAACGUUUCGUUGAAUCCGAAGACGAUCCGGCGAUACGGAAAAUUGCCCUGAGAGAGAUACGGCUGUUGAAGAAUUUAAAGCAUCCCAAUUUGGUGUGUCUGUUGGAGGUUUUCCGACGGAAAAGAAGACUGCAUUUAGUGUUUGAGUUCUGCGAGCACACUGUUUUACAUGAACUGGAGAGGUACCCGGAGGGUUGCCCAGAUAACCUAACAAAACAAAUCACAUUCCAAACCAUCCAGGGGGUGGCUUACUGUCAUAAACAGGGUUGCUUACACCGAGACAUCAAACCUGAAAACAUCCUUCUCACAGCCCAGGGCCAGGUGAAGCUGUGUGACUUUGGAUUUGCUAGAAUGCUUAGUCCCGGAGAAAACUACACCGAUUACGUAGCAACAAGAUGGUAUAGGGCACCAGAGCUACUCGUGGGCGACACACAGUAUGGAACCCCUGUUGAUGUAUGGGCUAUUGGUUGUGUGUUUGCUGAGCUAGUACGCGGAGAUGCCCUGUGGCCAGGAAGAAGCGAUGUCGAUCAGUUAUACCUGAUACGGCGUACACUUGGGGAUCUGCUACCUAGACAUCUAGCAAUAUUCAAUCAGAAUGAAUUCUUCAAGGGUAUCACACUACCAGUUCCUCCUACGCUUGAACCACUGGAGAAUAAGAUGCCACAACGCACCCUCUCUAAUCCUAUGAUGAUGGACUUUCUCAAGAAAUGCCUUGACAAAGAUCCUGCCAAGCGUUGGUCAUGCGAAAGGCUUGUGACACAUCCAUACUUUGAGGAUUACGUCAGUAAGCAGAAGGAGAUCGAGCAAACCAUUACCUUGGAGAACCAAAAACAAAACAGUCGAGAUUUGAAGUCGAAGAUAUCCAACACUUCGUUACCACAGUUGCCGGCCACGCAGGAAUCCCGGGUGCCGCAGAAGAAUCUUUACCUACGUUCCGAUCACCACCUACCAACUAUUUAGUUACAUAAAGAAGCACUUCUCGAGAAUUUAUACGGUGUUCUAGAAGGUAGAACUUUGUGUAUUUUUUAUUCGCCUAUUGUGACAUUCAUCCAGUUAAUCUCUAUCAGUCAAAUGCACAUGACAGCGAUUAUCUUGUACCACCUUGUACAUUAGUUCUGCUUGCCGUUAAUAUUAGACUCAAGAAGGCACUGAAAGUGUAGUUAUGGAAUAAAUAAAAAUCCGAUCAGUUCUUUUGAGUCUAAAGGAUUCUACAUUUUUUACAUACAAAACAGAUAGCGUUUAAUCAUGGUAAUGUAUGUAUGUUCUCGCAAUGCUAGAAUGGAAAUAAA